ACGAACUCGAACCAGCCCCUUGCAUACCUUGCACAAUCCAGGUCAUCAUUCGGUAUAUUACUCGUCUGGUCUUUCCUGGAAUCCAGUAUCCCAAGCUCGACAGCUGGGUAAAGUUGAUUUCAGAGCCGCAUCAGGUACGCCAUCUGGCGGCAGAGUACUUCCAGAUCGUACGCGAGUCCACCUACCAUUCUAACGCAACACCAUCGCGUUCGCGACCGCGCCGUUGAUCUGUAAUAUGUUGCACAACGGUAAUACACCAUCAGCUUUACUCUACGGCCCUAUAACGCCAGUCAUGGAGUUCUCGCACGAGCCGAAAGACAUCUACCACUCACAGAAUUCUUUCCUCUCAUCCGGUCUACUUACGCCAUCGACACCUGUGUACGAAGGGCGACGAGAUUCUAUCGUCUCAACACAGUCAUAUGCACAGAGCUACGGCUCGGGGUCGUUUUACUCCCCUAAAACGCCCCCGACUCCCAUAUCGCAAAGAGAUCCUGCAACGGAAGACUUCACCUUCGUUCAUGCUGUAUCGAGUUUCGACGGUACCGCUGUUAGCGCCAGCGAAGACGUUUUUUGUGAAUGCAUCUCUGAGGUCCCAACGCCUUUGCCGCAGUCAAUGCGAGGUAUGGAGAAUCACUCGCCUUUCCCCCAGGAAUGGGUCUAUGUUCAGCAACAGAAUCAGUACCCGAUACGCCAGGGAAUACUGCAUUCAAACGACAGUUCACCUGCGGCAAGAGACCUUCCAUCAGCAUUCAACGCACUGCUGGGUCCUCAAGCACAGGCCCAACCCAGUGUCGGGGGCCUGCCCGAUUCGAAUUCCUGGUCCAUAUAUUCGAACAAUGCUCACGGCAUCCCAGAUGCUGGACCCCAUGAUCUGGGAUACUCGUAUGCCCAUCCACCGAGCCUCUCCAACAAUGUCCAGGUCGAUCAGUGGCCAGCCAGCACGUCGGGGCAGGUAUUCCCUUGUAUUGGUGCCACGAACACAAUCCGACCCGAGCACUCCGUGUUCGAUAUGGAGGAUGGAUCUGCAUACAUCCCAAUGCAACCUGAUAGUUUUGAUGAGAGCUUUAGCUCUUACGAUACCUGUUCCUCGCCAAUGCUUCAUUCCCAGCAGGACUCGUAUCCAGAUAUCCCGACUGAAGAUUACCCUCAGGUCAAAACAGAGGAGUCCGACGCUGAGGAAUAUGACAUAAAACCCCAACGGAGGAUUUACGAAUCGCCUACCGGUGGCAAAGGUGUAAAGAAAGAGCACAGAGUCUCGAAAAAGAAACCGAAGAGGGGAAAGACCAAAUCGUUUAUCUCCACACUUCAAACGGGCGACGUGCAAGUGCAAAUGGAGAGAGACAUUGAGAGAAGUGUGGACGGCAAAUAUUACCGCCGUCAUGGAGGUGAUCAAAAGAAGCUUCCGUGUGAAUUUGAGGGCUGUGACAAGACAUUCGCGCGACCGGAGCAUAAGAAACGGCAUGAACAGACACACGAGAAUCUUAAGCUCUACGAGUGUGCAAUUUGCGAAAAGCCUUUCAACAGGCAUGAUAAUUGCCUUGCGCAUUACAUCACACAUGUGAUGCGCGUAGAUGGCAAGUCAAAACGAAAUAAGCCAUACCCUCUCUCGGAGAUGGAAGUCAUGAUCCGACGCAGAUUGCGAAAGAUUGGAAGACACGAAGAAGGAGAGAAGAUCAUCGAAUGGAUCCAGAACAAGAUUCUGGGGGAGGCGGAUCAAAAGCCAGCAAAAAUGGCAGUUCGAGCGUCUCUUUGAGCAGUCCUAUGCCUGUGGAGGUAAUUUGACGCAUUUUCGGAUGCCCUUACUAUUUGUUGUUUUCGCUAUUAGUAGGAACGGAAGACACACUGUGUCGGUUUCGGUUUGGCCGCUUUGGCAGAAAUUCUUCAUGUAUUGGACUUUGUUUGCGGAUAUUUGUACUCAACGAGUCAUGGAGUCGCGACGGAUGUUAAUGGUGUCGGAGAUACGAUAAUGUAACAAUUGGUUUGGAUGGAUCACUCAAUAGCAAAUAGGUUUUUGAUGCAGAUGGCAAGUGCUGCGAUGGUGACGGUGAGAAGCGCGUGCGGAGAUAGUUUCACGACGUUGACGUUGGGGAAUCUUCACCUUUGUACGACACCUGCGGCGCUAGUCGGCUUAGUCAUCCACGAUAUUCAAAUGAACAAACAUAACCA
Molecule: messenger RNA, 2166 nt
Organism: Mytilinidion resinicola
Lineage: Eukaryota; Fungi; Ascomycota; Dothideomycetes; Mytilinidiales; Mytilinidiaceae
Exons: 2
Coding region: 236-1753 (505 amino acids)
Biological process (GO): regulation of transcription by RNA polymerase II
Cellular component (GO): chromatin
Molecular function (GO): DNA-binding transcription factor activity, RNA polymerase II-specific; RNA polymerase II cis-regulatory region sequence-specific DNA binding
Source: RefSeq, a predicted model, not a curated record